ACUUCACACUCCUCCUUCGCCCUCAGCCAACAGACGCCGAGAAUUCAAAAGCCCGAAUACCCGACCCGACUGUAACUGGGAAAAUGGUGCAGCGGCUAACCUACAGGAAGAGGCACAGCUAUGCCACCAAAUCCAACCAGCACCGCAUCGUCAAAACACCCGGUGGGAAGCUAGUUUACCAGACUACUAAGAAGAGGGCAAGCGGUCCCAAAUGCCCUGUUACUGGCAAGAGAAUCCAAGGGAUUCCACACUUGAGACCUGCUGAGUACAAGCGGUCUAGGUUGUCCAGGAAUAGGAGGACCGUGAACCGCCCGUAUGGUGGAGUUUUGUCUGGUGGUGCUGUGAGGGAAAGGAUCAUUAGAGCUUUCUUGGUCGAAGAACAAAAGAUCGUGAAGAAGGUUUUGAAGAUACAGAAGACCAAGGAAAAGCUUGCUGCCAAGCCUUGAUAAGUGUUCGAGUGUGGUGCUGAGAUAGUUUUGCAUAAUUAGUGAAGGGAAAAUCAUGGAAUUGUAUUUUGAGGUUUACUAAGCUUGAAAUAUGUUAUGUACUUUGUUGGUAUUCUUUCGUAUUUGACUCUUUAUUUUGUCGAAUUCAACUAUUAGUUUUUUUUUUUUGAGUUUUUGGCCGUUUGAAGGCCAAUUGAACUAAUUUGGAUUUUGCUUUUUGUGUUAUUUUAAAAUUUUGGUCCCUUUUA
This is a messenger RNA of Erythranthe guttata (spotted monkey flower), 694 nucleotides long. Its product is annotated as large ribosomal subunit protein eL34. Gene Ontology annotation, biological process: translation. The record is from RefSeq and is a predicted model, not a curated record. Gene Ontology annotation, cellular component: ribosome. NCBI's taxonomy places the organism in Eukaryota, Viridiplantae, Streptophyta, Magnoliopsida, Lamiales, Phrymaceae. Gene Ontology annotation, molecular function: structural constituent of ribosome.